This is a messenger RNA of Anthostomella pinea, 213 nucleotides long. NCBI's taxonomy places the organism in Eukaryota, Fungi, Ascomycota, Sordariomycetes, Xylariales, Xylariaceae. The record is from the annotation of a GenBank genome assembly.
AUGCAGCUCAAGUCACUCUUCGCCGCAGCCGCUCUCGCAAGCGUUGCAAUUGCCACGUGUUACCCUAAGUAUCUAGAAACUGCCAAUCAGAAGUCGUGGAAAGAUAACAAAGCAACUAACGCAGCGGUCAAAAUGCUCGUUCAAGAUAUCUGUAGGGACGGCACGCUCAGCGGGGAUUAUGGCGACAGCGAGGAUCGCUACGGAGCUUACUGA